AUGAUCGCUACGCUCGUGGUCCCUUUUACCUUCAACCUUUGGUUCCGUAAGAUUCUCAACGUCAUGGAGAUCACGGGAGGAGUGCUUCACAUCUGCUUGUUUGUCAUAUUUGUUGUCAUUCUCAUAGUCUUUGGCUCGCGGAGUGGUGAUGACUUCGUGUUCGAAACCCUGAUCUGGGGAUUGAGCGGCUGGAAUAGCAAAGGCGUAUCAUUUGGGCUCGGUAUACUGCCUGCUACUUUUGCAUUGACUGGCUGUGAUAGCGUCCUGCAUAUGAGUGACGAGGUCAAACAGGCGAAGAACCGAAUUCCUCGGUCCAUCAUUUUCGCCUGCGUGUUGAACUCGGUCUUCUUGAUGGCAUUCAUUAUCAUCUUGCUCUUCUUCAUGGGACCCCUGGAAGCCAUUCCAGAGGCCGCACCGCUGCCGAUCCUCAAUGUGCUCUUCAAUGCGACAGGAUCCAAAACAGCAACAAACACACUGGCCCUUCAUGUAUCCUACUUCCUGCCAAUCCUGUUCAUGCUCAUUCGCCGUCUCGGUGGUCCAAAGCCCCCGUAUGGUCCUUUCAGACUAGGAGCUCUGGGCGUACCGUUGAACAUCUUCAGCUUGUGCUUCCUUGCGUAUGUCGGCAUGUGGAUGCCUUUCCCACAGACGCUUCCAGUUACUAAAGACAACAUGAACUAUGCUGGCCCUGUUUUCGGCGCCGUCAUUGUGGGUGCUCUCUUGGACUGGUUCUUAAAUGGCCGAAAGAGAUUCCAGAUGCCAGUGGUGCGGUACGAAUAG
This is a messenger RNA of Didymosphaeria variabile, 777 nucleotides long. RefSeq lists its product as uncharacterized. The record is from RefSeq and is a predicted model, not a curated record. Gene Ontology annotation, cellular component: membrane. The transcript is spliced from 3 exons. Gene Ontology annotation, biological process: transmembrane transport. Gene Ontology annotation, molecular function: transmembrane transporter activity. The coding region runs from base 1 to 777 and encodes 258 amino acids. NCBI's taxonomy places the organism in Eukaryota, Fungi, Ascomycota, Dothideomycetes, Pleosporales, Didymosphaeriaceae.